AGCGCAGCGCGGCCGCCCGCCGCGGUCACGGGGCGGCGCCGGUACCUACUUAAGGCGGCGGCGGGGCGGCGGGGCGCGGCGGUCGCGCUCACCAUGGCCGAGGCCUUCGCGGGCACCUGGAAGCUGGUGGAUUCGGCCCAUUUCGAUGACUACAUGAAGGCGCUGGGCGUGGGCUUCGCCACGAGGCAGGUGGCGGGCCUCACCAAGCCCACCACCAUCAUCGAGGUGGACGGCGACAGGGUCAUCGUGAAGACCCAGAGCACCUUCAAGAACACGGAGAUCAGCUUCAAGCUGGACGAGGAGUUUGACGAGACCACCGCCGACGACAGGCACGUCAAGUCUGUGGUCAAGCUGGAAGGAGGCAAACUCGUCCACGUGCAGAAGUGGGAAGGCAAGGAGACGUCGUUGGUGCGCGAGCUGAAGGAUGGGAAGUUAAUUCUGACUCUCACCAUGGGCAGCGUGGUCUCCACCCGGACCUACGAGAGGGCGUCGUAGAGGCCGCUCCCAGCUCCCCGCCGGUGCCGGACUCAUCACCGAGUUGCCUCCUUCCCCUCGGCGGCAGCUCGCGCGCGACUCGCGGUGAUGGCGGAGCCCUCUGACCCCAUCGGAGCCGUCUGCCGCCCUGAUCCCUGUCGUCUCGUGGGGGUGCGUGGGGUUUGGGUUGUUGUUCCGUGGUUGGGGUUUUUUUUGGUUUUGUUUUGUUUUUUUAAAUAACGGAAGAACCCACGUGGGGAAAUAAUAAAACCAAUGUUGUUACA
Messenger RNA from Dromaius novaehollandiae (emu), 758 nucleotides. It is a transcript of the gene FABP3, whose product is annotated as fatty acid binding protein 3. Gene Ontology annotation, molecular function: long-chain fatty acid binding. Gene Ontology annotation, biological process: long-chain fatty acid transport. Gene Ontology annotation, cellular component: nucleus; cytosol. Bases 94 to 495 code for a protein of 133 amino acids. The transcript is spliced from 4 exons. Lineage: Eukaryota; Metazoa; Chordata; Aves; Casuariiformes; Dromaiidae. The record is from RefSeq and is a predicted model, not a curated record.